AUGUCUUUGAACAUGAGAACCCUAACCCAAGCAAUUGCCAAAACGGCAGCAGUGAUCGAGAAGACCGUACAGACCACCGUACAGGAAGUAACAGGUCCUAAACCGUUGCAGGACUAUCAACUGCUUGACCAGAUCGGCUCCGCUGGGCCUGGACUCGCUUGGAAAUUAUACUCCGGUAAGGCUGUUCGUGAGUCCACGCAUGCACACCAGUAUCCCACUGUUUGUGUUUGGGUGCUGGACAAGAAAGAAUUAUCGGAGGCGCGUGUCCGCGCGGGACUGUCCAAGGUGGCGGAGGACGCGUUUUUGGAUGUGAUUAGGGCUGAUGCAGCGAAGCUGGUGAGGCUGAGGCAUCCUGGAGUGGUCCACGUGGUCCAGGCGAUGGAUGAGAAUAAGAAUGCUAUUGCAAUGGUAACGGAACCGCUUUUUGCAUCGGUGGCCAAUGCGCUUGGGAAUGUGGAGAAUAUAGCUAAGGUGCCAAAAGAGCUGAAGGGAAUGGAAAUGGGUUUAUUGGAAGUGAAACAUGGUUUACUCCAAAUUGCAGAAACCUUGGAUUUUCUCCAUAACAAUGCACGUCUCAUUCACCGGUCUAUAUCACCUGAGAAUGUCCUAAUCACUUCAAGUGGGGCAUGGAAGCUUGGUGGAUUUGGUUUUGCAAUCUCAACAGAUCAGGCUUCAGGCGACUUGCCUAGUUCUCAAGCCUUUCAUUAUGCUGAAUAUGAUGUCGAGGAUUCUAUGCUGCCUCUUCAGCCAUCUCUGAAUUAUACUGCACCUGAACUUGUUCGUAGCAAAUCACCUUCAGUUGGAUGCUCUUCUGAUAUUUUCAGUUUUGGAUGUCUUGCCUACCACUUGAUUGCUCACAAGCCUUUGUUUGACUGCCACAACAAUGUCAAAAUGUACAUGAAUACCUUGACUUACUUAUCCAGUGAAACUUUUUCGUCUAUUCCUCAAGAAUUAAUUCCUGACCUACAGAGGAUGAUCUCUGCAAAUGAAUCUUUCAGGCCAACAGCAAUGGAUUUUACAGGAUCUCCAUUUUUCCGGAAUGACACUAGGUUGCGUGCUCUUCGAUUCCUGGACCACAUGCUUGAACGAGAUAACAUGCAGAAGUCUGAGUUCUUAAAAGCAUUAUCAGAUAUGUGGAAAGAUUUUGACUCUCGUGUGUUGCGGUAUAAGGUGCUUCCACCAUUGUGUGCAGAACUUAGGAAUAUGGUUAUGCAACCACUGAUUCUUCCCAUGGUUCUCACUAUAGCAGAGUCUCAGGAUAAAAAUGAUUUCGAGCUGUCGACACUUCCAGCUCUCAUUCCUGCCUUGAGUACUGCUUCAGGUGAGACACUGCUGCUGCUUGUGAGGCGUGCUGAACUCAUUAUCAGCAAGACUAGCCAGGAGAACUUAGUGUCCCAUGUCCUUCCUAUGCUUGUUCAAGCUUAUGAUGAUACUGAUCCACGCAUUCAAGAAGAAGUCCUGAAAAAAUCUACCUCUCUUGCUAAGCAACUUGAUGUUCAGCUGGUAAAACAAUCAAUUUUGCCUCGUGUUCAUGGCUUAGCACUUAAAACAACUGUUGCUGCGGUAAGAGUCAAUGCUCUGUUAUGCCUUGGGGAUCUUGUUCACACGCUUGAUAAACAUUCUGUUCUGGAAAUCUUGCAAACAAUUCAACGUUGUACAGCCGUUGACCGCUCUGCUCCCACCCUUAUGUGUACCCUCGGUGUUGCAAAUUCAAUUCUCAAGCAGUAUGGAGUUGCAUUUGUGGCAGAACAUGUCCUUCCAUUACUUACACCUCUUCUUACUGCCCAACAAUUAAACGUUCAACAGUUUGCCAAAUAUAUGCUGUUUGUUAAGGAUAUCCUCAGGAUGAUAGAAGAAAAAAGAGGAGUAAUAGUAACUGAUUCUGGAGUUCCAGAGGUAAAGCCAAUACCCUUUUCUAAUGGGGUUCAGUCUCAAGCCUCGAGCAAAACAACCGGAAGUGUUGCUCCUGCACCAAAGAGCAGCCAUUCAUGGGAUGAGGAUUGGGGUCCGGUACCAAAAGAACCUACAACUACAAAGCAGCCUUCAACAGGCAAGCCACUGUCUACUCCUGUUCUGAACAGUCAGCCAAUUCAAGUGCCUUCUUUAAGAUCAGAAUCUUCCUUGAUUUCUGCUGUAUCUGGUCAACAAACAGCUGAAUCAUGCCCUCCGGUUGACAUAGAAUGGCCUCCUAGAGCAUCAUCUUCAGGUGUUACACCUCAGUCAAGCAAUAUUGAGAAGCAAAUGAACACAGGAACAUCAUCCUCUUCAAGUUUUGAUGAUCUAGAUCCUUUUGCUGAUUGGCCUCCACGACCAAGCAAUGCUUCUAGUCCAUCAGGAAUUUCCAAAAAUGGCUCUAUGGGAUCAUUGACAAACAAUUACACUACAAGUUUGAACAUGAACACUCUCAACAAUAUGAACUUGCAGAGCAAUGGAAAUAACAGCUGGGCCUUCAAUGGCCAAAAUUCAUUUGAGCCAAUGAAACCAAACCAAGGGACUUCUACAAUGAAUACAGGUAGUUUGAGCAGUGGCGUUAAUCCUCAGAAUUCUCUUGGUUUCUUAAAGCAGAAUCAAGGUAUGUCUACUUUGGGUUCUUAUAACGAAAAGAAAUCAACAGAUCUUGAAUCAAUAUUUAGUUCCAGCAAAAAUGACCAGCCUGCACCUAAAUUGGCUCCACCUCCAUCAACUGCUGUUGGUAGAGGAAGAGGAAGAGGAAGAGGUGCUACUUCUACUUCGAGGUCUAGCAAUGCCAAACCAGCGGCAGGGCAGCCGCCUCUUUUGGACUUGCUAUAAUGAGUUGGUUUCCCUUUUUUCAUAUGAAAAAGGAGAUAUUGAGGAUGUGAACUUUCAAAGUAGAAAUUCCAUGCAGUGAAGCAUUUUGGUUAUGUUAAUGGAUGGAAAUAUACAAAUUCAUCAGGGGUACAGAACAGCAGCAACCAUAGGGUCUGGGAUGAUGCGUCAAGUGAUUGAUUGUUGUGAAUUGUUUUUAGCCUAUUCUGACUGAUCCUCAACCAGGUUUUUUCUUUUCUUUCUAUUUUAUUUGUAUUCUAUAUCCUUUUUAUAUAUAUAUAUAUAAAAAGGCAAAUCUAAUGCUGUUCAGUUGGAUGGGUUAAACAUUUUGAUGUUCGGAAAUAGUUUUGGCUGGAAAGUUUAUUAUUCAACACCAAGUCCAGUUCCAGCAACUGGAUUAAAAGUAAUAAAAAGAAAAUCAAGUGUUUGGUCUGUAUUUAGAUAAUAGGGGUAAGCCUUCUAACUCCCCGCUCUAUCUUGUAUGAUAACAAUAACAGCGAUCAAAUUUUUUUUGUGGGUUUA
Messenger RNA from Jatropha curcas, 3309 nucleotides. Its product is annotated as SCY1-like protein 2 B. The record is from RefSeq and is a predicted model, not a curated record. Gene Ontology annotation, molecular function: ATP binding; protein kinase activity. Gene Ontology annotation, biological process: protein phosphorylation. NCBI's taxonomy places the organism in Eukaryota, Viridiplantae, Streptophyta, Magnoliopsida, Malpighiales, Euphorbiaceae.